This is a messenger RNA of Physella acuta, 1709 nucleotides long. Its product is annotated as lengsin. Gene Ontology annotation, molecular function: glutamine synthetase activity. The record is from RefSeq and is a predicted model, not a curated record. NCBI's taxonomy places the organism in Eukaryota, Metazoa, Mollusca, Gastropoda, Physidae. Gene Ontology annotation, cellular component: membrane; cytoplasm.
GAAGGAAGGUGUGUGACUGAGUGCAUACAAAGAGGACGCUUUGUGACUGAGUGCAUACAAAGAGGACGCUGUGUGACAGUGAAUACAGACGAUCAGGUGGAUCUUAAACUGCUGUGUCACAUGUAUAGCACGAUACUCGAUACAUGUUGAACUUCAAGAACCUCAAUCCUUGGCAGAGCCUCAGCUAUUUAGUCUGAUUAGGCCGAGAGAGCUGUGUCGACAAGAGCAACGCCCCGAUUGGCUGUGAUACUAGUGAUAGACAGCAGAUUCCAUGAGCAGGUAAUAAUUUUAGGUGCUGCAACUAUCCGAUGGGCACGUGUUCUGUCAGUGACUUCGAUCUGCUCCAGGUCGUCUAUUAUGACGUCAACGGUCUUCCAAGGGGCAAAACUGUGCCCAGAAAUGUGGCGAAACGAGUGACCCAAAGUGGACUAGAGUUAAUUCAUGUUCUGCAGGUGGUAGGUCUAGCAGCAGACUUCCCGAUGAGCGUGGCAGAUCUGAUGCAAGAUUUCUCCAAUGGUCUUUACAAGCCUGACCUUGACACGCUUGUCCAAUGGCCUUGGGCUAGUAAAUCAGAAUGUAACGUAGGUCAGGUCAUAGGUCACAUUAUUAAGGAAGAUGGCAGCCCUGACCCAUUAGCUGUCAGACAUCAGGCCCAGAAUCAGCUCCUGAAGCUGCAGCAGCUGGGCCACCAGCUCGUGUCCUCAUUCAGCUGUCAGUUCACUGUCUACAGGUCCAGUGGGGACACAUGUGAAGAUUUCCUGGGGGGUGACGGCCAUCUUGGUAUUGCUCCCUAUGACAGUGCCGGGCAGGAGAAGAUGAUGCUGGACAUAUGCUGGCAGCUGCAGGCAGCAGGUGUACAGGUGGAGUCUUGGUCUGCAGGUACAGGUCCAGGCAGGUUUGAGAUGACAUUAAUGCCAUCACAUGGCAUUCAAGCUGCCGACAUGGCAUGCAGACUAAGACAUGGCAUAAAGAGUGCUGUGGCCAGGCAUGGCUACAAGGCCACAUUCAUGGCCCACCCUCCUGGCGGUGCCAGUUUCUCAGCCCUGGCCUUUCAGUUUGGAGUCCUGAGCGCUGCAGGAGAAAAUAUUUUUCUGGACACGGCUGACCCAGACAAAUUAUCUGGUGUUGGAAAGUCCUGGCUAGCUGGGCUGUUGCAUCAUGGUCCGGCUCUGACAGCCCUUUGCUGCCCUACUGUCAACUGCUACCAGCGGCUGUCACGUGACCCAGCUGCCCCCCACAGGUUGGACUGGGAUGUGGAAAACUCGUCAGCGUUCCUCAACGUUCACGUCAAUCAAGAUGACAUCAUGUUUGAGAUCAAACUGGCAAGUCCUGCUUGUAACCCGUAUUUGGUUUUCCUGGCAACUCUUGCUGCUGGCCUGGAUGGUGUGGAGAAAAAUCUGGCAUGUCCUGAGAGAAACAGCCCUGUAGCAGCUGCUGUCCCACAGCGUCUGGAGACAGCCCUUCAAGCCUUGCACAAGGAUCCUGUUCUAGAGCAGGCUAUGUCUCGCCUUCUGUUUGAAGCAUUCAUCGCCCUCAAGCGGGAUUACGAGGUGCCAAAGUUUGGAGCUGUAGAGGCUGAUGAGGAGGAGAUGAAAAAACUUGAAAACUUUUAUUAUCUCAGCAGGAUUUAAGUAGGGCAACAGUGUUAUGAAUGCCCUAUACAAGCCUCCAGCAAAUGAUAUAAAUAAAUAUCACAUUACCUUUUUUUA